AUGGACAUUGUUUAUCGACUUGUUAGGUUUGGUGCCGUACAGCAAGACAACGGCUCAAGAAACUCCCGCUUCCACCUGGACCUCUGGUUCUACUUCACAUUGCAGAACUGGCUUCUGGAUUUCGGACGGCCGAUCGUAAUGAUAAUCCUUCCCUUGGACUGGUUUCCUCUGAACAAGCCCAGCGCAGGAGACUACUUCCACAUGGCGUAUAACAUCAUUACUCCUCUGCUGCUUCUAAAGCUGAUUGAAAGGUCUCCAAAAACUCUUCCAAACUCGGUGAUCUAUAUCAGCAUCAUGACGUUCGUGAUGGGGGCCAGCAUCCACCUCGUAGGGGACUCCGUAAAUCACAGACUGAUCUUCAGCGGAUACCAGCUUCACCUGUCUGUGCGGGACAAUCCAAUCAUGCAAAAGCUGCAACCCCCCACCCUGGUUGAUUCCUUCGAGCUGCUGUAUUACUACGACGAAUACCUGGGCCAUUCCAUGUGGUACAUUCCAUUUUUCCUCAUCCUGUUCAUCUAUUUCUCUGGAUGUUUCACAACAGUGAAGGAUGAAAGCAGAAUGCCGCUGUCCGCGUGGUCUUUGCUGGGCCCCAGCAGUCUCUAUUACUGGUACCUGGUGACCGAGGGCCAGAUCUUCAUCAUCUUCAUCUUCACCUUCUUUGCAAUGCUGGCCCUCAUUCUCCACCAGAAGCGGAAGGGCUUUCGCCUGGACAGUAACGGCCUCUUCUUACUGCUCUCCUUUUCAGCGACUUUGGUCCUCAUUGCGGUUUGGAUCGUAUGGCUUUGGAAUGAUAAGAUCUUGCGCAAAAAAAUACCCCGGGGUGAUUUAUAUUCCAGAGCCCUGGGCCUUCUAUACAUUGCACAUCAACAGCCUGCACUGAUAGGGGCCAGGUCUGGGUCUGCCAUCUCCUAA
Messenger RNA from Staurois parvus, 912 nucleotides. The record is from the annotation of a GenBank genome assembly. Lineage: Eukaryota; Metazoa; Chordata; Amphibia; Anura; Ranidae.